Messenger RNA from Prosopis cineraria, 1264 nucleotides. RefSeq lists its product as uncharacterized. The record is from RefSeq and is a predicted model, not a curated record. The transcript has 7 exons. Gene Ontology annotation, biological process: proteolysis. NCBI's taxonomy places the organism in Eukaryota, Viridiplantae, Streptophyta, Magnoliopsida, Fabales, Fabaceae. Gene Ontology annotation, molecular function: metalloendopeptidase activity; ATP binding; ATP-dependent peptidase activity. Bases 102 to 1112 code for a protein of 336 amino acids.
AGUAUAGCAUGCCAUGCAUGAUGACUACCAAACACUGGAUCCGGGGAAAUGCUGUGAUAUUGAACAUGGGAUGGUAAUUUCCUCCCGAAAGACUCUAUCGAAUGGGUGCUCUGAUACAUUAUGUGGGUUUGGCGUUGUCAUGUCCCAAGCGAUUUAAACUUAUGCCUUUGGCAUCGGGGGUUAGAUGCUCCGCCAAAUUUGAGGUUUCGACGCGACAACUGCUCCAGCAAGUAGACAAGGAGCUUUCAAGUGGGGAUGAUAGAGCUGCACUCGCACUUGUCAAGGAUUUGCAGGGCAAGCGUGGUGGGCUUCGAUGUUUUGGUGCAGCCAGGCAGGUGCCUCAAAGACUUUACACCUUGGAUGAAUUGAGGUUGAAUGGAAUAGAAGCACCGUCUCUUUUAUCACCGGUGGAUGCAACUCUUGGUUCUAUGGAGAGAAAUCUACAGAUUGCUGCUAUUUUGGGAGGGCUUGUUGCAUGGAAUGCCAUUGGACUUACCCAACAAGAAGUCUUCUAUGCUGCUUUGGGAUUGCUAUUUCUAUGGACCCUAGACUCGGUCUCUUUCAACGGAGGACUUGGUAACUUGCUUCUUGAUACAGUUGGUCACACCUUCAGUCAGAAGUACCGCAAUAGGGUUAUUCAACAUGAAGCUGGUCAUUUCUUAAUCGCCUAUCUGGUAGGAAUUCUUCCCAAGGGAUAUACACUUUCUAGUUUGGAUGCUCUGAAGAAGGAGGGAUCUCUCAAUGUUCAAGCAGGGACUGCCUUUGUGGACUUUGAGUUUGUUGAAGAAGUUAAUGCUGGAAAAGUAUCUGCUACAACAUUAAACAGAUUUUCAUGUAUAGCCCUGGCUGGCGUUGCAACUGAGUAUCUGAUAUAUGGAAUUGCCGAAGGAGGUCUUGAUGACAUAAGAAAGUUGGAUUUGUUGCUUAAAAGCCUGGGCUUCACACAGAAGAAAGCAGAUUCUCAAGUCAGAUGGUCUCUGCUAAAUACAGUCCUGCUUUUGCGUCGACAUGAAGGAGCUCGUGCUAAGCUGGCUGAGGCCAUGUCCUUUGGAAAAUCUGUAGGGUCCUGCAUUGAAGUCAUGGAGAAUUUCAUUGAUGAUUCAGAUAUCUGAUUGAAAUUGUGUCCGUAUGUAUAGUUACGGCUGAAAGCAAGUCCACUCAAUUCAGUUUCCUUGUUGAAAAGUUGUGUUUGGAUGGAUGCCCCAAGGGCAGGUGACUGGGUAGGCACAGAACAAUAAUAAAUAGAUAAUGAUUUCGAACUAAA